This is a messenger RNA of Rattus rattus (black rat), 6594 nucleotides long. It is a transcript of the gene Ankrd28, whose product is annotated as ankyrin repeat domain 28. Gene Ontology annotation, molecular function: protein binding. Bases 101 to 3352 code for a protein of 1083 amino acids. The transcript has 28 exons. The record is from RefSeq and is a predicted model, not a curated record. Lineage: Eukaryota; Metazoa; Chordata; Mammalia; Rodentia; Muridae.
CAGAGAGUGUUCAUAAGUAGUGUGCAGAAGAGGAGGACGACUGCUCACGCUCCCGCUGUGGCUCGCACCCCAUAGCCGGGAGUCGAAUGUUUGAGAGCGAAUGAGUCGCGUGUGUAUUGUUGUUUUGGAGGAGGUAGAGGAUGAUUCUCCUGUGUUCAUUUCUAAGUUGCCCCAGGAAAGCACAUGUCUACCAUCUCCACCUUCUGGAAACGUGUUGCCAUCACUGGUGCAAGCUAUAUUUAAUGGUGAUCCAGAUGAAGUUCGAGCACUAAUAUUUAAGAAAGAAGAUGUUAACUUUCAGGACAAUGAGAAGAGAACUCCCUUGCAUGCUGCUGCCUAUCUUGGUGAUGCGGAAAUCAUCGAGCUGCUUAUUUUAUCUGGAGCUAGAGUUAAUGCCAAAGACAGCAAAUGGUUGACACCUUUACACAGAGCAGUUGCAUCUUGUAGUGAGGAAGCAGUUCAGAUACUUUUGAAGCAUUCUGCUGACGUUAAUGCUCGAGAUAAGAACUGGCAGACCCCGUUACACAUCGCCGCUGCCAAUAAAGCUGUGAAGUGCGCCGAGUCUUUGGUCCCUCUUCUGAGCAAUGUGAACGUGUCAGACCGGGCAGGGAGAACCGCAUUACACCAUGCAGCUUUCAGUGGGCAUGGUGAGAUGGUCAAGCUACUCUUGUCCAGAGGUGCCAAUAUUAAUGCUUUUGACAAAAAAGAUAGGCGUGCGAUCCAUUGGGCAGCAUAUAUGGGUCACAUUGAAGUAGUGAAAUUACUUGUGUCUCAUGGAGCUGAAGUGACGUGUAAGGAUAAGAAGUCGUACACACCUCUUCAUGCAGCAGCCUCCAGUGGAAUGAUCAGUGUAGUCAAGUACCUUCUAGAUCUUGGAGUCGAUAUGAAUGAACCAAAUGCCUAUGGAAACACACCUCUUCACGUGGCCUGUUACAACGGACAGGAUGUUGUUGUAAAUGAGCUCAUAGACUGCGGUGCUAAUGUGAAUCAGAAGAAUGAGAGAGGGUUCACUCCUCUGCACUUUGCUGCUGCAUCAACACAUGGAGCGCUGUGUUUAGAACUUCUGGUUGGCAAUGGGGCUGACGUCAAUAUGAAGAGUAAAGAUGGGAAGACCCCCCUACAUAUGACUGCCCUCCACGGCAGAUUCUCCAGAUCGCAAACCAUCAUCCAGAGUGGAGCUGUGAUUGACUGUGAAGAUAAGAAUGGGAACACCCCUUUGCACAUAGCAGCCCGGUAUGGCCAUGAACUGCUAAUCAACACUCUUAUUACAAGUGGUGCUGACACUGCAAAGCGUGGUAUUCAUGGAAUGUUCCCACUCCAUUUGGCAGCCUUAAGUGGUUUUUCAGAUUGCUGCAGGAAACUCCUUUCUUCAGGAUUUGACAUAGAUACCCCAGAUGAUUUUGGCAGAACCUGUCUACAUGCAGCAGCAGCUGGAGGAAAUUUGGAGUGCCUAAACCUUCUGCUGAAUACUGGUGCAGACUUCAACAAAAAGGAUAAAUUUGGAAGAUCUCCACUUCACUAUGCUGCUGCCAACUGCAAUUACCAGUGCCUGUUUGCUCUUGUGGGGUCAGGAGCGAGUGUGAACGACCUCGAUGAAAGAGGCUGCACGCCCUUGCACUAUGCAGCUACGUCAGACACAGACGGCAAGUGCCUGGAAUACUUACUAAGAAACGAUGCAAAUCCUGGGAUCCGGGACAAGCAAGGCUACAAUGCAGUUCAUUACUCAGCUGCAUAUGGUCACCGUCUGUGUCUUCAACUGAUUGCAAGUGAAACCCCUUUAGAUGUUUUAAUGGAAACCUCGGGAACAGACAUGUUGAGUGAUUCAGAUAACAGAGCGACAAUAAGCCCUUUACAUUUAGCUGCUUAUCAUGGUCACCAUCAGGCCCUGGAAGUGUUGGUACAGUCUUUGUUAGAUCUCGAUGUAAGGAAUAGUAGCGGCAGAACACCCUUAGAUCUUGCAGCAUUUAAGGGCCAUGUUGAAUGUGUGGAUGUACUCAUUAAUCAGGGAGCUUCAAUCCUCGUAAAAGAUUACGUUUUGAAGAGAACACCUAUCCAUGCAGCAGCAACAAAUGGUCAUUCAGAAUGCUUACGGUUAUUAAUAGGAAACGCAGAACCACAGAAUGCAGUAGAUAUUCAAGAUGGAAAUGGACAGACACCUCUUAUGCUGUCGGUUCUCAACGGGCACACGGACUGUGUAUACUCACUACUGAAUAAAGGAGCAAAUGUAGAUGCCAAAGAUAAGUGGGGAAGGACUGCAUUGCACAGAGGGGCAGUGACAGGCCAUGAAGAGUGUGUAGACGCGUUACUUCAACAUGGUGCUAAGUGCUUACUCCGGGACAGCAGGGGUCGGACACCCAUACACUUGUCGGCAGCCUGUGGACACAUUGGUGUUCUAGGAGCCCUUUUGCAGUCAGCAACAUCCAUGGAUUCGAAUCCAGCCGUAGUAGACAAUCAUGGGUAUACAGCACUUCACUGGGCUUGCUACAAUGGUCAUGAGACAUGUGUGGAACUACUUUUAGAACAGGAUGUUUUCCAGAAAAUAGAUGGAAAUGCUUUUAGUCCACUGCAUUGUGCUGUGAUCAAUGACAAUGAAGGAGCUGCUGAAAUGCUUAUUGAUACUCUAGGAGCUAGCAUUGUGAAUGCCCCAGACUCAAAGGGAAGGACUCCUCUCCAUGCCGCCGCCUUCACAGACCAUGUGGAGUGUUUACAGCUGCUGCUCAGCCAGAACGCUCAGGUCAAUUCUGCAGACUCUACCGGAAAAACCCCUCUCAUGAUGGCUGCAGAAAACGGACAGACCAAUACAGUUGAGAUGCUGGUUAGCAGCGCCAGUGCAGAUCUGACAUUGCAGGACAAGAGCAAAAACACCGCCCUCCACCUGGCUUGUGGCAAGGGUCAUGAAACUAGUGCCUUGUUAAUUCUGGAAAAGAUAACAGAUAGAAACCUCAUCAAUGCCACCAACGCAGCCUUGCAAACACCUCUGCAUGUUGCUGCCCGAAACGGGCUAACAAUGGUGGUCCAGGAGCUCCUGGGGAAAGGGGCAAGUGUGCUUGCCGUCGAUGAGAACGGCUACACCCCAGCUUUGGCCUGUGCUCCCAAUAAGGAUGUGGCUGACUGCCUGGCUCUCAUUUUGGCCACCAUGAUGCCUGUCUCGUCAAAUAGCCCAUUGACAUCCCUGACAUUCAAUGCCAUUAACCGUUAUACCAACACCUCAAAAACAGUUAGCUUUGAAGCCUUGCCUAUCAUGAGGAAUGAACCCAGCUCCUACUGCAGUUUCAACAACAUUGGUGGGGAACAGGAGUACUUGUACACCGAUGUGGACGAGCUCAACGACUCUGACUCUGAGACCUACUGAAUGGCCAAGCUGCAGAUCUAGGGAAGCUCUGACACUGAAACUCCAAACCGGGCUUUUUCAGGAAAAAAGCACUUUUCUUAUCAUACACAAAUCCAACCUGAAGAAAGAUCACGCAGUGAACGAAUAGAAGAAACAUGAUGACAUUAGGAAGAAGAGUCUUAAAGGCAAGUUUUGCAAAAGGAACUUCUAGAAUCUUAAUAAUGACUUGACCAGUGGAAAACACAGUGAUGUCGAUUGCUUUGUGGGAUCCUUUAAUUGGCUUUGCAGUGCCAGAAAUUGGGACACUGCUCCCUGACCUGCUUACAUGGGCAACACUGCUGUAAAGAAAGAUAAAAACACUAGAUUAAAUUUUACCCAUAAAAUUACAGCGAAAUUUAAAUGCAAUAAAAGUUUGGUAUAAUAGGCAUUAUGUAUUCACCAAAUUGCCAAGGACCAAAUAACGUACAGAUUUUUUAUUAGAACUCCGUUUUGUGGAAUCAGAAAUAGAUGAAAUGAGAAAGCAAACUUCAGUGCUUCUGAAAGUGAAGCCAGACUUGGUUUGAUGUUGAUUUUUAUAAAGAAAACAUUUCAAAGUCUCCCAAUACUGUAUUGAACCAUGAAAGGAAGUGGGUGUGUUUUACAUUUUUUUAUAUAAAAGUUUUUAAAUUUCAGUUUUUAUAGACUUCAAAACCAGCUGACUGGAUGCAGCAUGGUUGAGAGUACUGGAGACAGAUGCAGAGGAGUUCAGGUCUGUGCCCACAUUUGAGUGGUUUAGUUUUAAAUUGAAUUAUUUUUGUUUAAGGAAUUCCAUGGAGGAAAUUUUUUAAUGAAAUUAAAAGCAGGCUGUUUCACCUCUUGUAACCCAGCCGUCCUUGGGAGAGAACUGUGUGAGCCUCUCUGUGCAUGGCACAUCUGUAUCACGUCAGUUACUUGGGGCCUCCGCCUUUUGGCUGGAGCUGUUGUCGUUUAUUUUAAUCUUUCAACUUUGCAAAGCAAGAAUCAAAAUUAAAAAAAUUUUUAAAACUUGUUAUGAAACAUUUUUGAAAGCUGGUUUUGAAUUCUAUACAAACUGGGAUUUUAAAUGUUUUAUGUAAAAGAAAAUACUGUAAAAAUAUGUCUGCUUCCUCUCAUGAUUUAAUAUAGUACUGGAAGGUUCUCAAAUACAUCCUUUCUUUUGUUGUUGUUUGUUGUUUAUUGUUUUAAGACAGGGUUUCUUUGUGUAGCCCUGGCUGUCCUGGAACUCACUCUGUAGACCAGGCUACCCUUGAUCUCACAGAGAUUCACCUGCCUCUGCCUCCCAAGUGCUGGGAUUAAAGGCGUGCACCACCAAUGCCCAGCUUCAGAUGUUUUCUUUAUAAAAAUCAACAUCAAACCAUUCGGUUUCAUUUUCAGAAGCACUGGCGUUUGCUUUUGAUGAUGAUUCGUAACAUAAGCAGAAUCAGGUCAUUUGGAAGGCAUUUCUCUAUUGGGCAAUAUUUAAAAUACAACAACAGGCUUUACGUUCUACUCAGAUCUAGAUAGCAAGAUUGCAGCUUCUUUCUGUCAGAGAGCUUGCCUGCCAAAUUGAAGACUGCCUUUCAGGUAAUAGAGAAGAGGCUGACAUUAGGCUGACUUUAAAUGACUUUUCUGGGUUCUUUUACUGUACCUGUCACUUUCCCAGGAACAAUGACUUCACACUGGGGGAGGGGUCUUGAUAGAGCUGGUGAAGUUCCGUACAUUGCAACAGAAUGACACCAAUUUCAUCUUAUCCUUUUUGUAUUGUGAACUGGAACUUUACGACAUUGUAAAUUAUCAGCUGGUUUUUCUGAAUAUAAAGUGUGAAAACACAGAACAGUAUUUUGAUCUAUUUGAUAAUUUUGUGGGUUUUUGAAGAAUUACUGAGCAUGUACAUAGAAAUAGUGACUGCUUGAAUACUGUAUUUACUUGCACUCUUUCAGUACAUCAAGAUUCCUGUAUAUUUUAGAGUAUAAUAAAACACAGACGUGAGUUGUAUUUAAUGAAUAAUGUAUUUGUAUCUGUGCAUAUUACUUAAAAAUCUAUAAAGUUUCUAGGGCAUUGACUACUAGAUUUUAAGCAUUUUUCUAAAAUAUUUACAAAAUUAUAAAUAUAAUCUCCAUCUUUUCUUUAUAAUAUAAAGAAGUCAUAAUGAACCCUUCCUAAUUAAUAGUGGGAGAAGGGUAAAUAUGCAUUUUAAAAGACCGUAGACUACAUUUUCUAUUGUACCUUUUAAAAAAGAAAACUCAAGAGGAUUCUAAAAGUGUACCCUAUGUGUGCUUUCUCUUUCCUUUUAGGAAUUCUCUUCUGAAUUCCCUGAGGGAAUUUUCUAGAAUCUCAGAAUUGAAAGAGACCUGAGGUUCAUCCAGUCUAACCUCUUAACAAAUGCAGGAGUCCCUUCUCCAAGGUUGUCUUUCCACCUUGAACACUUCAGUGACUACCUCACGAGCAGUCCAUUCAUUGUUGAGCAGCUCUGUUAGGAAGGUCUCCUUAAUGGAGUUGAAGCCUCCCUCCCGGUAACUUCUGUCCUUGGGCCCAGCUCUGUCCUCCAAGAGAAUGUUGGAAGGGUAACUCUUCCACCCUCUGCCAUGUCUUCUCUUUCACAGGCUGUUGACUUCUUUGCUGAAGUGAUUUCCAGAUGGACAUUAGACACAUUGUCUCCACAUCUAUUGAAAUCAAAGAUGUAGCUAUAAAGUAACAGACUCGUCUUUUAAUUUAUUCUCGUAUGUAUGUAGAGACCAAGAUCCUGCAUCACUUUAAAUAAAUGAUGCCAAAACUGAAAGCCUUCAGGAGGUGGUUUGUGCUGUUACCAGCCAACUAGAAAAGCUGUUCCUUUGCCUGUGGUAGCCAAGUCACUGGCUUGAGACAGUGGUGUGCACUGGAAGAGGGGAAUUCUGAAGUGCUAUCCCGGAAAGUGUUGACCAACACCAGUGUUUGGAAUAAACACAGGAGCCAAGCACAGCGCCACCGUUACUUUAUAGUUACACACACCUAGUGUGCACAGAGCAUUGGACCCGGUUCUGUUGUGUUUCAUCCUUGCCCACCAGGGGAAAGCCUGUCAGCCUUUAACUUCUGCGUGAAAAGUGACAUCUGAGAAGUGUAUUACAGUAAUACCAGCUUUUGCUCAGAAAUAACUUUGGGGGAGCUAACGGUGACAGGUGACCUCGAACAGUGCCAUUUAGUCAGAGAUCUCUAAAUGUAGCUGUAAAUUUGGGGUAAAUUUGGCUUCCUAUAUUGGAUCUUUUAAAUGAAAUAAAAAUUUUUAAUGC